AUUACAUUCGCCACUUUUCUCGUGUAAAUUCUAAAAAUAUAGAUAAAUAUUUCGAAAACAAGCAUAAAAAUUUAUGAAAUAGUAUAAAAUCUAAGUUGAUAUUAAUAUUUAUUACAAUUUAUUUGCACGCAUAAGGUUUUACGUAGCUCAAGCCAAAUAAAAGAAAAUCGGACUUUUUUACGACGUUAAGUGAAGAGUUGUAUUUACGUUCUCUACUGAACAGCUGAUGGAAAAUUAGUGUGAAACAGAAUAACAAUAAAAAUAAAAUAUUUUUUUAUGUAUGUAUCUAGAGCACUGUUAAUCAUUUGCGUAUUUUUAUAAUCAACAGUUGUUAUUUAAUAAAUAAGCGAAAGAUGCUAAAACUUGCUUUCAAUAGUUUGGCAAGCGGGGCGGCACAGAUCACCUGCCAACGUUUGGCUCCUGGAUUUGCUACGACAUGCCAAAAAUUCAUAUCGCAAACGCAGUGCCAUGAGCGUAAAGUGGAUGUGAAGGAUCACUAUGAAUUCGAUCAAAAAGUAAUAAACAACGACAAUCCGGUUAUUGUCAACUUUCAUGCGGAAUGGUGUGAUCCAUGCAAAAUUCUUACGCCAAAAAUGAGCGAACUCUUAGACGAUUCGGAAGAAAUCGAUUUGGCGACCAUUGAUGUGGAUACAAAUGCCGAUUUGGUGGAGACUUUCGAGGUUAAGGCUGUGCCUGCCGUACUUGCGUUCCGCAAUGGCGUGGUAGUGGACAAAUUUAUCGGUUUAGUGGAUGCGAAUAGUAUAGAGAAUUUAAUAAAUAAAUUGAAACGUAAGAAACAAUCAGGUGAAGAGCCGCUCGAAAGCGCAGAAAAGUGAAUUUAAAUGCCUGUAUAAAAAAAUAAUUAAUAAUACCGAUUUUUAGUACGUAAAUCUUUAUUUACAACAUUGCAUUUUGCAGUUAAGUUUAGUAUAAUUUUUUUCUUUUACAUACAUACAUAUGUUGUAUUAACGAGUAAUUGCCUGCUGAUUAUAAAUCAAAAAUUACAUAACUAUGUAUUACGGUUUACUUAAUGACGAUUUAUAUAAGCCAUAAUGUGUGCAUUAUUAACCAAUAAAUUACAAACAAUUAAAAUGUGUAAAAAUUUAGGCUUUUAGCAAAUAAAGCGAUUUAUAACUGAA
Ceratitis capitata (Mediterranean fruit fly) is the source of this 1139-nucleotide messenger RNA. RefSeq names its product thioredoxin, mitochondrial. Bases 354 to 836 code for a protein of 160 amino acids. Lineage: Eukaryota; Metazoa; Arthropoda; Insecta; Diptera; Tephritidae. The record is from RefSeq and is a predicted model, not a curated record. Gene Ontology annotation, cellular component: cytoplasm. The transcript has 3 exons. Gene Ontology annotation, molecular function: oxidoreductase activity, acting on a sulfur group of donors, disulfide as acceptor.